Messenger RNA from Strongylus vulgaris, 819 nucleotides. The record is from the annotation of a GenBank genome assembly. Lineage: Eukaryota; Metazoa; Nematoda; Chromadorea; Rhabditida; Strongylidae.
GAUAAUGUUCUAGCGAAGCGAUUCAACAUUCCAAAUCCAUUCCCAGGAGCUGGGAUCGUUGGGGUGCCUCAUCUUCAAAAAAGCGCCAAGAAAGAAACUCUGCUGAAUCUUGGUUUGCCCCAAACUGCUAGUGAACUUGCUCACAGGAGAGCUCGGGAGAUAGAACAUCUUGAGGAAGAAGAAGCUGAAGAGCAGAAAUCCAAGGAGCCAAAAGAAGAUGACCUGGAUCGACCUCCUCAGUCGAUCUUUGAUGUCAUCUUUGGAGAGAGUGAAAGUGAGAGCGAAAGUGAAAACGAUGAGGUGAAGCAGGAAGAGGAAAAGAAGAAGAACACGGAGGAUAGUAAGGAAAAGAAGGACAACGAAGAUAAGGAGAUAAAGAAGGAGAUUAAAGUGGAAACGUCCGAGACAGUGGAAGAAGAACCAAAGAAGCCUGUCACUGUCAUGGAUAUAGUGGACGACGAGGAGGACUUUGGACCUGCACCUCCACCAACAAUAACUGGGUUUUCUGUGUUGAAGUAUCUCAAGGAAGAGAUAGGCAAACGAAAAGAUAAGAAAAAGAGAGAACAUAAGAAACACAAACCAAAGGUUGGUCUGCUUUGGAUGUCUAUUGUAGGUCUGUCAAAAUUUGUGUGGUCUCUCACAUCUGACGAUAAAGUGAAGCUUCCCUUGAAGUAAAAUCCAAAAAAGAGAAGUCCUCCAAAAAAUCCUCGAAAAAGGAGAAAUCUGACAGAAAAUCUCAUGAAAGACAUCGACAUCAUCAUCAUCAUCGUCAUCGUCAUCAUCACUCGCCUUCCUCGUCAUCCAGCGACUCUUCAGUAG